Molecule: messenger RNA, 2402 nt
Organism: Sitodiplosis mosellana (orange wheat blossom midge)
Lineage: Eukaryota; Metazoa; Arthropoda; Insecta; Diptera; Cecidomyiidae
Gene: Zwilch
Product: protein zwilch
Exons: 11
Coding region: 213-2102 (629 amino acids)
Biological process (GO): protein localization to kinetochore; mitotic spindle assembly checkpoint signaling
Cellular component (GO): RZZ complex
Source: RefSeq, a predicted model, not a curated record
UUUGACAGCUUCGGUUUUACUAAAGAUGGCAACACUUCUUCUUAACCGCUCCAUUUUUUUGUGUUCACCAUGACAUUUCAUGCAAACGGUUUUCGGCAUUCAAAACUCAGCGUAUACAUGAGUGUCUUUACUAUUUGUAUUAACAGAGAAAAAAAAAUUCCAGUUUUUUUUUAUUGAAAUUUUUAGUUUAUUCCAAGUAAAUUCGAUUUAAAAUGGCAAAUUUUUAUGCUAAAAUUAGACAGUUGGUAAAAGACUGUGAUAUUUCAUACAUUGAACCACUGUCGUACAUGAAACAUUUUACAACAUCCGAAAAUUCCAAUGCAUCAGCUUCAGAUAAGAUUGUGUUGUUUUACAAAAAGGGCUAUCCGUCAACACCACCAGCACCCAAAACAGUUAAAUCUCCUGUCUUCAAUGAUGAAUCUCAUAUGCACGAUCUCACCGGAUCGCCAUUGCGGGAUUCAUGCCAGUUUGAUGUGCUCAAUGAGUCAGUGAGUGACGAAUUUAUUAAGAAAAAUGCAUGGAAAGAUGAGGAAGAAAAAUACCAUUCCAUUGCAUUGAAUGACGCACAGGUGCAUAUCAACCAAAUUUUAUCCGAAACUCCAAAGGAAAGUACACCAAAAUGUUGGGCUAUUUGUGACCAGAGUGACGAAAAAACUAUGCUCCUAUCCACACAAAUGAAUGGAAGCAAAUGGCGCCGAGGAAUAUUAAGAUACAAUGGUGUCGUUGAUUUCAAACCCAUCAACUUGAUCGAGUUGCAAUCCAAACACUUGUCGUAUGUGGUGAAGCAAUACGGUCCGAUUGAAGGCAUGAUUGAUAAUUAUUAUCGAUUGAGCAACGAUGCAAUGUUGCAAGUAUCUCGUCCUGUGAAUGGUUCAAUGGCACAGUCGAUCAUCAAUGAUGGUAAAGUGGCAUCGAAAAUGGUGUUGCAUCAAACAAUUCAAGUGAAUAACUUUAAAUCGGUGGCCAAAAAGUUCUGGAUUCAGCUUGGUAUUUUGGAUGACAUGAAGGAAACGAUUGUGUCAUACAAGGAAUUAAGAGAUCUGAGCUGCUUGGUUUUCAAAGGUCAUGGCGGUCAUGGUGAUAUUGCGGAAAUCAAACAAGAAAUAUAUGAUAUGCUUACGCAACCCAUUCCAAUCGGUGUAACUGAUGAAGAAGAUGUGAAUGAGCACAAGCCAAAUACGAGCAUCGAUAAGAUUGUCGAAAAUGCAAGCACACGAGAAAGUGGCGAGCUCACCGAUCAACUGUGGGACGUGUUAAGAGGUUGUUCUUCGUACAGUAUGUUGAAAGAGGCCAUUGAACACAUUUUCACAUCGGCCGCCAAAAUUAAUGUUGUGAAUAUGCCAUCAAAUCAAAGUCGGUUGGCGCAUUUGAUUCGUGAUGUAUCUGAUCAUCGCAUUGCAAUUCCUCGCUUGAAUGGUUCAGAGCCGUUGGAAUUGUUGCUCGAAAUUGGAAUGGAAAAAGUGAACAAGGAUUAUGAAUACAUUUUCGUGGAAAGUAAACUAUGUUCAGCAGAAGAUUUGCGCGCGGAUAAGAAAUUGGCGCUAUCAAAUGGUGAUUUGAAUGUGCGAAAAUCUCUAAAGACACAAUUUACCAUGAAUAACGGGGCAGCGCCUCGUAAAACGUUGAUGCACAAAAUGAGCGAGCACAUGGAUCUGAAUGACUCAAAGGAGAAUGUCGGCUUCCAGAACAGUCAAUUCAAUUUGAAAAAUAUCGAAGAAGACUUGGCACGUUUCGGUCGAAUUCAUUUGAUUCUAGAGCAUUUAAUCAUGAUUAAGUUGAACUUGAAUCUUGAAAAUGUGUUCACAACAUUCCUGGACGAUCUGCGUAGACCGUUGGUGCCAUUCGGUGCGCUCAAAGAAAUGAGUACUGAUUUCCGAGAGAUUCCUGUAACAAAUACGAAAAUUUUGACCAAAACUGAAAACAUUCCGCACCGUCAGCGUGUUUUCCUGAAAUCGCGCAAUCAAUUCAAGAUCAUUCGAAACACAUUUUAUUUCAGUGUUGAUCCAAUUUUCCCGCCGCACGUGUUUAAAUGCAUGGAUAACAGCGAUACAAAAACCGACGUCUACUAUGCCCAUCAAUAUUUGGUAAUUGAAAAUGCCUGAGUGUGUUUUGGUCACGUUAAUUUCCACACCGUCAGCCACUUUACGCGUUACUAGUCUGCAUCGCAACUUUCAAUUCGCAAGCAUAUUACAUUUCAUUUAAACAUUCGCGCAUUUUCUUUCUUCUUUAAAUUACUUUCUUUUUGCCAAUAAGAUUAAUUUGCAUUUAAAAAAAAAAUUCUCGUUUUGCAACAACAUCAUAAAAAAAAUAUUUGUCUAGGUGUAAAAUUCAAUAAAUUACAAUAAAUGUCAUUGCUAGUUAAUGAUGUUCUGGUUGGUCAAAGAACCUUCACCAUUUUAAAA